AUGUUCUUGCACUGCGCACUUCCAUUCUUACUGCUUGUGGGGACCGGUGCCGGCCCGCUGCCGCCCAUUCCUGACGCGUACUGGGCGGCGUUGGGCUACAGUCCUCCGUCCCUGGAGCUAGCCGUCGUGGAGCAUGACCCCGCAGUGGCUGCCCUGCAGCGGGAGUUCGGCCUCCCUCAGACCGGGCUCCUAGACUCCGAGACGGUUGCAGCCGCGAGGCGCGGCCGAUGUGGUGUAUCCGAGUCCUCGCUGUGGCGCCCUGCGCGGUCGGCGCGGUGGGCGCUGGUGGGGUCACGCUGGCGCAAGGCGGUGCUCACGUACAACGUGACGCGGUACCACCCGGAGGUGGCUGAAUCGCGGGUCGACGCGGCCUUGGGGCAGGCCGUGGCGGCCAUACAGGCCGUCUCGCAGCUCCGCCUGGAGAGGGUGGCUGCUGGUGGAGGGCCCCCUGAUAUUGAGGUCCGGUUCGAGGAAGACCACCAUCCCUUCUGCUUGGCGCGGUUCGGCCCCGGCGUGAUGGCUCACGCGUGGAGUCCGGACAUUGGCGGCGAUGUCCACGUGCGGCUUGACCAGGAUUGGGGCGCGGAGAGUCUGGA
This is a messenger RNA of Frankliniella occidentalis (western flower thrips), 596 nucleotides long. Its product is annotated as matrix metalloproteinase-24-like. Gene Ontology annotation, biological process: proteolysis. NCBI's taxonomy places the organism in Eukaryota, Metazoa, Arthropoda, Insecta, Thysanoptera, Thripidae. Gene Ontology annotation, molecular function: zinc ion binding; metalloendopeptidase activity. The transcript has a single exon. The annotation marks the transcript as partial. Gene Ontology annotation, cellular component: extracellular matrix. The record is from RefSeq and is a predicted model, not a curated record.